Molecule: messenger RNA, 1371 nt
Organism: Homarus americanus (American lobster)
Lineage: Eukaryota; Metazoa; Arthropoda; Malacostraca; Decapoda; Nephropidae
Product: isoamyl acetate-hydrolyzing esterase 1 homolog
Exons: 5
Coding region: 102-839 (245 amino acids)
Source: RefSeq, a predicted model, not a curated record
UGAUUGGUCAUCCUCAGGACCUUUAAUAUUUCAGACACAUGGACGGGCUCUGUAGGACUCAAUACUGCACUCAAUACAGUAUUUAAAUACGCGAGUACUUGAUGAUGGCGGUAAAUAAGGUUGUAAGAUGGCCCAAGAUAUAUCUCUUCGGAGACUCAAUAACACAGUACUGUUUCAGUGGUGAAGGCUGCUGGGGAGCUCUUGUGGCUGAUCACUUUCAGAGGAGAGCUGAUGUAGUUGCUAGAGGAUUUUCUGGCUACAACACCCGCCAAUGCCUAGCUCUGUUGCCUUACGUGGCCGCAGACCUUAAAGAUGUUGUUGGAGCGACUGUUUUCCUCGGAGCCAAUGAUGCAAGUGAACCUGUAAACACACAGCAGUUUGUACCUCUGCAGGAAUAUGUCCAGAACCUGAAGGAUAUUGUUGCACACUUCCAGAAAGCUGGAAUAGAUCCUGUUGUGAUAACUCCACCGGCCCUAGAUGGUAAAGCUUGGCACGAGAACUGUAAGGAAAGAGAUCGCUUGUACACAAAGGAUGAGGAACUCACUGCUAUGUACGCACAGGCUUGUUCUCACACCGCAAUUGAGCUGAAAGUUCCAUGUAUUGACCUUCAUACUGCCAUGAUGGUCGAGGAGAACUGGCAGGGUCUCCUCAGCGAUGGUCUCCACCUCUCUUGCAGGGGAUCAGAGCUACUGGCAUCCCUGUUAGUGCCAGUGCUGGAGAAACACGUCAACAACCUCCCCUCAGAACUCCUGCUGCCUCUCUGGGAUGAACUUGAUGCUAAAAAUCCCAGCGACUCUUUUGUUGAAUGGUGUAAGAAAAAUGGAGGUAAAUUUUCUUAAUAUUUGCCCAAGUUGGUUUCAAUAUCUUCUAAUGUCACCAAGAAUUACAUCGUAUUUUGUGAACUACUUUUUUACUAAUAUAUAAACUUAAAUUAACCCCUUGUGUAAGGGGUCGCCACUGAGCUGAAUAAGAUAAUAAAAGUGGUGUCCCCAUAGUGAAGGUGUUAAAGUCAUUCUGUAUUCUCUAUGUAUAGUAGUUGAUGCUGUCUUCCAUGAUAGCUCAUCACACAACAGUUGGUGAUGGUUGUGUGUGUCCUGCUGCUUCCUCUUAAAAGUAUUAUAUUGUAAGUCAAUAUUGAGAGGAGGAUAACGAGAUGUUUCCAGUGAUAUAAUCUUAAUCUUUGGUAACAAUUAUAUCUCAGUGUGAGCCUAAUUUUGUUGUAUUAUAUAAUGUAUGGUCAGUCACAGGACUACUUCUCUACUGUAUUUUCCCGGCACACAUGGUACCGACUCAAAUCAACAUUCCUCGUAGGCCAAGCGCUAUCAAGUCUCAGUCUCUAUGCUUUAAAAAAAUACAAUUAUUAAAACCAUA